AUGGACCAGUGUUCCAGUAUCACCCUAACUCUGGUUAUGAAUAUGGAAGAGGACCAAACCUGUUUCAACAAAUGGAUUCUGAUGAAGAUCGUUUUGCAAGAUCGAAGAAUACAGCAUUUCUGGCCUUUUUCUUCGAGAGAGGAAUGGGAGCUUGCUGAAUUUCUGAAUGAAAAUCUCAAUCAGACGCAGUUGGAUGCCUUCCUAAAACUGAAAUGGACAUGUAAACAAACAUUGCUGUUCAGUUCUGCACACCAACUAUCAAGCUUUAUGGACUUUCUGCCCAGCGGCCCAAAGUGGAAAAUGCAGACUCUUGUCGUUGUUGGCUAUCUUACUAUGGCACCGAUCAGGCUGUUCUUUAGAGAUGGCCUGGAGGUGGCAAAUAGUAUCUUUUCAAAUCCUAUUUUUGCUAACCAGGCCCUGGAGGAACAUUGUGUAUAUAGUGAAUUCAUGACUGCAGACUACGCUUGGGAACUUCAGGAUCAGUAUCCGGUAGGCGCUACUGUGAUGGGGAUUAUAGCGGGUUCAGACAAGACGGCCGCAACCAGAAGAACAGCUGGAAUGCAGAUGCACCCAAUAUUCCUUAGUCUCGCCAACAUCAACUCUGAGGUGCACAUGAAGGCAACUUCCCAUGCAUGGAUGUGUACAGCAUUCAUGCCCAUUGUGACCUUCAACAAUGUUCACCCAGAGUUCCAUGCUGUUCUUGAUGCACAGCUUUGGCACCGUUGCAUGGACAUGGUCAUAAGCGUGUGGCAAAAUGUGGGCAGAUUAUGUCAGACCCUCAUGGUAUCUUGA
Serpula lacrymans var. lacrymans S7.9 is the source of this 792-nucleotide messenger RNA. RefSeq lists its product as uncharacterized. The record is from RefSeq and is a predicted model, not a curated record. The coding region runs from base 1 to 792 and encodes 263 amino acids. Lineage: Eukaryota; Fungi; Basidiomycota; Agaricomycetes; Boletales; Serpulaceae. The transcript is spliced from 3 exons.